AUGUGGACAAAAGCAUACGCUCAUGGUGGCGACACAGACACUCAUGGUGGCGACACAGACACUCAUGGUGGCGACACAGACACUCAUGGAGGCGACACAGACGGUCAUGGUGGCGACACAGACACUCAUGGUGGCGACACAAACACUCAGGGUGGCGACACAGACGGUCAUGGUGGCGACACAGACACUCAUGGUGGCGACGCAGACGCUCAUGGUGGCGACACAGACACUCAUGGUGGCGACACAGACGGUCAUGGUGGCGACUCAGACACUCAUGGUGGCGACACAGACACUCAUGGUGGCGACACAGACACUCGUGGUGGCGACACAGACACUCAUGGUGGCGACACAGACGGUCAUGGUGGCGACACAGACACUCAUGGUGGCGACACAGACGCUCAUGGUGGCGACACAGACACUCAUGGUGGCGACACAGACGGUCAUGGUGGCGACACAGACACUCAUGGUGGCGACACAGACACUCAUGGUGGCGACACAGACACUCAUGGUGGCGACACAGACACUCAUGGUGGCGACACAGACACUCAUGGUGGCGACACAGACACUCAUGGUGGCGACACAGACACUCAUGGAGGCGACACAGACGGUCAUGGUGGCGACACAGACACUCAUGGUGGCGACACAGACACUCAUGGUGGCGACACAGACACUCAUGGUGGCGACACAGACACUCAUGGUGGCGACACAGACACUCAUGGUGGCGACACAGACACUCAUGGUGGCGACACAGACACUCAUGGUGGCGACACAGACACUCAUGGUGGCGACACAGACGGUCAUGGUGGCGACACAGACACUCAUGGUGGCGACACAGACGCUCAUGGUGGCGACACAGACACUAAUGGUGGCGACACAGACGCUCAUGGUGGCGACACAGACGGUCAUGGUGGCGACACAGACACUCAUGGUGGCGACACAGACGCUCAUGGUGGCGAAACAGACGCUCAUGGUGGCGACACAGACACUCAUGGUGGCGACACAGACGGUCAUGGUGGCGACACAGACACUCAUGGUGGCGACACAGACACUCAUGGUGGCGACACAGACACUCAUGGUGGCGACACAGACACUCAUGGUGGCGACACAGACACUCAUGGUGGCGACACAGACGACACUCAUGGUGGCGACACAGACGGUCAUGGUGGCGACACAGACACUCAUGGUGGCGACACAGACGGUCAUGGUGGCGACACAGACACUCAUGGAGGCGACACAGACGCUCAUGGAGGCGACACAGACGCUCAUGGUGGCGACACAGACGCUCAUGGUGGCGACACAGACCCCCACACAGCCCCUACACGCGACAGAGACGGAGCGCCGGUGACAGAUCACCUCCAACAAACCCGAGAAAUUGUUUCUUAUUUUGCAGACAAAAAGUUUGUCUUACGGCCACUUUAA
Messenger RNA from Procambarus clarkii (red swamp crayfish), 1419 nucleotides. The record is from RefSeq and is a predicted model, not a curated record. NCBI's taxonomy places the organism in Eukaryota, Metazoa, Arthropoda, Malacostraca, Decapoda, Cambaridae.